Molecule: messenger RNA, 2148 nt
Organism: Truncatella angustata
Lineage: Eukaryota; Fungi; Ascomycota; Sordariomycetes; Amphisphaeriales; Sporocadaceae
Exons: 3
Coding region: 497-1978 (493 amino acids)
Source: RefSeq, a predicted model, not a curated record
UAAUUCUCACCGCGAGUUUACAAUUCUCGGCACCUUGCAGGGUCUGAAGCUUUUGCUAUCUCGAGUAGUAUUAUCAGGCAGACAUUCGCUCUCAAUCCGGCCAAGAUAUCCACAUCGAAAUUUUCUUCUUCUUCUUCUUCUUCUUCUUCUUCUUCUUAUAUUUGACGAAAGCGCCCCUCCAACCGCUGUCCAGCCUCUUUGAACCUUAAAACGUUCACGUCAAACUUUACACUACGGUCACGCAGUUGCAGAAACCAUUCGAUUAUCGAACCGAAAUCAUCAGUACGAGAACCAUACAGGAUCGCCGGCCUUCUCUUUAGGCAGUUUCUGGCUCGGUCAGCGAGCUUUGAGUGGUUCCUGCCACUACCAGAUGCUGGACGACACGAAGCUGCCUCCUCCGCCCUCUACUUGAGGCAACGAGAGUCAGGUCUCCAGCAUUGGUCUUGCUUGUAUACGUUUGCAAAACAUCACAGCUAUUAUUCGAUAAUUGCCUAGCAUGGCCGACAACCAACAGGCCGUAGCAGAAACACCCGAGAGCAAUAUCUCACCAAAGACCCAGCCUUCGCGGGAAGAAGAUGGCUACUUUCCUGCCUCGCCAGAGCCGGGGAAUGCUGACGAGGAUGAUGGCCCGGAACUACCUACGCAGACGGAGAGUGGUGCUCAGAUAAUUGAGAUACGACCCGGUGACAAGAUCCCAGACUUGGUGAGGAAGAGCAAAGACGAUGACCUCGAGAACGAUAGUGACGCGAGCGCGACGACGCCUGGUGAUACUGCCCCCAGUCCCGGCAGCACCAGUGAGCCGCCAUCUAGGAAGAUGUCCAUAUCUUCUGUCACAUUCCGGCAGCCGACAAACCCGUCGCUGCCACAAGGGCUGAAGAAGAAGCCGCUGGAUGCUACUAGGCGGAGAGCUGCAUCCCCACCACACCGAAGAUUUCAGUCGCACGUCGCGUUUGACAACAUUCCCCUUGGCGAAUCGACCGACUACAACCCGAUUGCCUUCACUCUCAACGCCAAGCAUGACGGCUAUCAAUCAACAAGAAGGAGCCGCACCUUCAUGGUAGGAGUAGACGACAACGCAUAUUCCGACCAUGCUCUGCAAUGGCUGCUUAGCGAGCUCGUGGAUGACGGCGAUGAGGUCAUCUGCGUGCGGGUGAUCGAGACUCAAAUGCGCCUGACCAAUACUGCCUAUCAGGAAGCCGCGCAACUGCUGAUGGACAACAUACAAAGCAAGAAUAAGAAGAACCUUGCCAUUUCCCUGGUCCUCGAAUAUGCUGUCGGCAAAUUGCAUAACACGUUUCAGCACCUUAUCAAGAUAUAUCAACCCUCCAUGUUGAUAGUCGGCACUAAGGGGCGCAGCCUGGACAGCGUUUCGAGCGCCUUCUUCAACCGGAGUUCAUUUUCAAAGUACUGUCUACAGUAUUCACCCGUGCCGGUAGUUGUUGUGCGUCCUACUGAGAAGCGCGAGAAGAAACGGCUAAAGCGGGCCCAAGACCCGGCGCGCCAGAACUAUCUACAGAUGUUGCCUGGUCAGAAACAUGAGGCCGACAGCGAGAACAGCAGUGUAUACGAGCUGGAGCCGAAUAUCAGUGCUGCUGAAGAAGCGCAUCGGGUCGCGGUUGCGAAUGGACUUCCUGCCAAAUAUGACCCUACUCUAAAGCCCAUCGAUACAGACGCUGUCCUUCGCUAUGCUAGUAGCAAAGCUCGCCCGCCGACCGCGGUUGAAGCGCCAUCUGCAGAAGCCGUGGCGUUGGCGGCUACAGGCAGGCUACCAGUGCCAGAAAAGGGCGAUGACUCCGAGUCUGAAUUCGAGGAGGAAUUUGAGGUCACAAGUGGUGAGCAGGCUCUUAAGAAGGAGCGGCUUCAUGUGAUGGAAUCGAACGAAGGCGCAGUGCUCAAGGAGAUGCAACGGAAAGCGAGCGCCGAUGACUCUUCAGAAUCGGAUGAUGGAGAGGGUGGCGCCAAGACAGAAAAGCAAUAACACCUGAUCAGGCUGGAGAGCGGUACGAGCGUGUUGUCUCUUGAGCUCGGCGUUUUGUUUUGGGCAUUUGACAAAUUGGUCUGAGGUAUCCCAUUGAUCAAGACCGGAAGGUUGCCGCGGUGGAAAUACCAUGGGCGCUUUUCAACUCGUUGCGAGUAGCGUUUGUUUCU